This is a messenger RNA of Melopsittacus undulatus (budgerigar), 2235 nucleotides long. It is a transcript of the gene DELE1, whose product is annotated as DAP3 binding cell death enhancer 1. The coding region runs from base 169 to 1593 and encodes 474 amino acids. Gene Ontology annotation, biological process: extrinsic apoptotic signaling pathway via death domain receptors. Gene Ontology annotation, molecular function: protein binding. The transcript is spliced from 12 exons. Gene Ontology annotation, cellular component: mitochondrion. The record is from RefSeq and is a predicted model, not a curated record. Lineage: Eukaryota; Metazoa; Chordata; Aves; Psittaciformes; Psittaculidae.
CUUUUGCCCGUGUGGGGCCCGCUCGGCCCCGCUGCCCGGUGCUGUGCCGCCCGGUGCCGGACACCGCUGCCCGCCGGUACCGGCCGAUACCCUCAGCAGCUGCGUCCUCUCUAUGGCCCAAGCUGCUGUCGCUCGGCAACGCGCCCUCUCUAUGGUCCGGCGGGCGGGAUGUGGCGGCUGCUGCUGGGCCGCGGCCUGAGCCGGUGCUGGCCGCCCCCCGCCCGCCCUGCCUGCGCCGCUCCCCCGCCGGACGGCCCCGAGCGGGCGGCCGGCUGUGAGGAUGGACGGCCCCGGGACGGUCGGGAGCGAGGAGGAAGGCGGCAGACCCUGCCCGGCCUGGUGCCCCGGUACUCCGUGCUGGAGGCAGUCACCUGGGGGGCACUGGGUGCGCUGCUCCUGCAGCUGCUCAGGCAGAUCGCAUGGCUGAGGUCCCUGCCGGACGCCAGGAGAGAGCACAGGGCUCUGCGGCUGCCCUCGCAACACACAGUGGUGACUGAAGCCUCAACCAGCUGUUCCACUGAGCAGCUGGGGUCCUGCUUCCUGCAGAAAGCAAGUCCAGAGGUUGUACCCGAGAAUGCAUCCUCAGGCAUCCCCUCAGGGCAAGGAGAGAGCCAGCCCUGGGCUGAAGUAGCAGGAGAGUUCCACAUACCUGAGAGCUCCAGUCUGGGGCCAGUUCUCCACUGUGCAAAGGGUGACCCAGCCCAGCGAGGGCAUUUGGAGGAAGCUGCUUUCCAGUUGCAGCAGAUUUUCCGGAUUGACAUUUCCAUUGCAUUGAAUAUCCUCGGGAUUGAAAGCAUGAGAGCUGGCCAUUACAGGAUAGCCUAUACCUGCUUCAAACUGGCAGCAGAUCGAGGCUACAGCAAAGCCCAGUUCAAUGUGGGUCUGUGUUACGAGCAUGGCAGAGGCACGGAAAAGGACUUGGAAAAGGCAGCUUUAUAUUACUACCAUGCAGCCAGCAGCCGUCACCCCAUGGCACAGUACCGCUACGCAAGAUGCCUCUUAUGCCACAGACCUGAAAAUGAGUGGGACAGGCAUCAGAAGGCAGUGACUUUCCUGGAGCAAGCAGCAAUGGCUGGCAUUACAGAGGCACAGGCUUAUCUCGGAGUAUUCUACAUGAGGGGGCUGCAACCUAAGGAAAAGAGAGGUCUGAAGUACCUGCUGCUGGCAGCAAAGAACGGUGAUGCCCAAAGCAGAUACCAUGUGGGUGUUUGCUAUGAGAAGGGCCUUGGAGUGCAGCAGAACCUGGCGGAAGCAAUGAGACACUACCAGCAGUCAGCUGCUGCAGGGAACAGGAGCGCUCAGGAGAGACUUCGAGUGUUACAAGAGGAGGUGGAAGAUGUGCAAACAAAGCAUCCGUUCCCUUCUGGAAUGAGAGCCUCUUCCUCUAGCCCCAGUUUCUGGGCUGUUGAGCCUAUGCAUGUAGGCCACUACACCACCCAGCCAAGACAAUCUGCCCUAACCCUGCCCCACUCGUGGAGCGCAGACGGACUCCACAUGAUGAUGCUCAGUGGUACAGGAUGGAGCCGUGCCCUCGGAAACAGGGCAAGGCCACUGGAAUUGCAGUGCUUGGAGCCCAACCACUGCUGUUACUAGUGCAGUAGCCACCAAGCUGCCUACAGAACAGGAGCAUCAUCUUCCAGUCCAAGGCUCUUCCCACGUGCCGACAGCUGCCGCAGAAGCCCCGAGCCUGUUUCAUUGUGGACUUGGACCUUCUGGGACAAAAUCAUUUCAAAGAGGGUGCUCAUUUCUGAAAGGAAGGUGCUGGCCAGCCUUGUCCCAGCAGCAUUCGAGUCAGCACCAGCACCUUUGCCAAAGGUCUCAAAGGUCCUUGGUUUCUCCUGCCUUGCAGCUUCCUCAUCCUGAGGUGAAUGCAGAGAGUCAGGGGAGAAGACGUUGUCCUUGUAACUGCUGGUGAGUGGCAAGGAGAGCCGAGCCACCCAUGCUGGGUCAGCAGCCGUCAGCCUCUUGAGGGCCAGCUCUGCAGGGAGUGAGAACAAGAACUGCUGGUGAGACGUAGACUAGAGGAGACCAUGGGAAAAAGGGGUGGGAAUAAUAAUGCAAAAUAAGGAGACUUCCUGAAAUCAGCUGUGGGAAGACUGAUUGUGAACAGGUCUAGAGAUAAGCUACCAGCAGCAUCGUUCAAACCAGCAGCUAAAAAAACCCAAACCAACCAGAGUUGGUUUCUAUCUACUGGAUUUUUGUUUUGUUUUUUAAAUAUAAUAACCAUUAGGAUUA